AUGGCUCACUCAAUCACAGUGUCACAUUCAGACUUAAAAGACAGCAUCCAGUCCACUAAACGGAGUUCAGAUGUGGAUGAGACACAUCCAAUGUGGCUCUCGGCGCCAUCCACUGUGUUUGAAAUCGACUCGGUGGUGCUGAAAUGCCAAAGAAAGACGGAAAUCCCCCUGAGAACUGUGCAACUGUACAAGAAUGAGAAAUUUCUGGCAGACCUUGGCCAAACCUCCGACUUCCACAUUGAGCAAGCAAGUCUGAAGGACAACGGUGUAUACAAAUGCUUCACAAUUAAGGCAGAGUGUUGCUCAGUUUCUUCAAACACAGCCAAAAUUGAAGUCCAAGGAGCUAUUACCAAGGUCUACAUUGACACCCAACCAGACUUGAAGUCAAUAUUUGAAGGGCAGGAGCUGGUCCUCUGCUGCUCAGUAAAUGGAGUCCCAGGGACCAUCAGCAGCAUCAACUGGUACAAAAGCAAAGAAAGUGAGGAAAGGAAGAUGAAGAUUUCCUCAGAAAGAGAUUUCAAGAUCUCUGUGGUGAGAAGUAGCGAUGCCGGAAAUUAUUCCUGUGUAGCCAGCAAUGGGCUCCUCUCCUUCUACAGCAAGCCUGUGACUGUCACUGUGAAAGUCCCUGUGUCCCCUCCUGUGUUCAACCUCAGCACUCCCAGGACCCCGGCUCGGGAGGGAGACGUCGUGACUCUUCACUGUGAAGCACAGAGAGGUUCUCCCCCAAUUCAGUAUCAGUUUUUUCACAAAGGAGUGUAUCUCCGGAGGCAACAGACAACUUCAUACUUGAGGUUCGCUGUAACAGCCGAACACUCUGGGAGCUACUACUGCACAGCCAGCAAUGGCCAGGAGGCCCGGCGCAGCAGGGCCAUGAGCCUCUCCGUCAUGGUCCCUGUGUCCCCUCCUGUGUUCACCCUCAGUACUCCCAGGACCCCGGCUCAGGAGGGAGACUUCGUGACUCUUCGCUGUGAAGCACAGAGAGGUUCUCUCCCCAUCUUUUACCAGUUUUAUCAUGACAAUGCCCCCUUGAGGAGAAGCUCAACCUUGUCUGGGGGAGGAGUGUCCCUCAGCUUCUUCCUGGGUACUGAACAUUCUGGGAACUACCACUGCACAGGUGACAAUGGCUUUGGCCCCCAGAAGAGUGAGUCCAUGGACCUCUCCAUCUCUGUUCCAGUGUCUCGCCCUGUGCUCACCAUCAGAACUCCCGGCGCCCAGGCUGUGGAGGGGGACCUGGUGGAGCUUCACUGUGAGGCCCAGAGGGGGACGCCCCCUAUCUUGUACACGUUUUAUCAAGAAGACAAGACCCUGGGGAGCAUCUCAGCCCCCUUCAGUGGAGGAGCUUCCUUCAACCUCUCCCUGACUGCAGAACAUUCUGGAAACUAUGACUGUAUGGCCAGCAAUGGCCUAGGGGCCCAUCGCAGUGAGAGAAUGUGGCUCAGUGUCACAGUUCCAGUGUCCCAACCUGUUCUCACUCUCAGGGUUCCUAGAACCCAGGCUGUGGUGGGGGAUACGGUGGAGCUUCACUGUGAGGCCCAGAGCGGCUCUCCCCCGAUCCUGUACUGGUUUUACCAUGAGGACAUUUCCCUGGGCAGCAGUUCAGCCCCCUCUGGAGGAGGAACAUCCUUCAGCCUCUCUCUGACCACAGAACAUUCAGGAAGCUAUACCUGCCAGGCCAGCAAUGGCUUCAGGGCCCAACGGAGUGAGGCAGUGACACUCAGCAUCACAGUUCCUGUGUCCCGCCCUGUGCUCACCCUCCGGGAUCCCACCCAGGCUGCAGUGGGGGAUGUGCUGGAGCUUCACUGCGAGGCCCAGAGGGGGUCUCCCCCCAUCCGGUACCGGCUUUAUCAUGAGGACGUCAUCCUGGGAAACAGCUCAGCCCCUGCUGGAGGAAGAGUGUCCUUCAACCUCUCCCUGACCACAGAACAUUCUGGAAACUACUCCUGCGAGGCUGACAACGGCCUGGGGGCCCAGCGCAGUGAGGCGGUGACACUUUAUGUCACAGGGAUGACAGGAAGCAGAGUUGGCGCAGUUGCCACAGGUGUCACCGGGGGGCUGCUCAGCAUGAUGGGCCUGGUUGUCGCACUGCUGUUGUAUCACUGGAUCCCGAGGAAAGCAGGAAGAAGGCCCGCCCCUGACGCUGCCAGCUCUUCAGGCUCAGCGCCUCAAGAACCCACCUACUACAAUGUCCCAGGCUGGCUAGAGCUGCAGCCAGUGUACAACAAUGUAAAUCCAAAAAGCAGCGAUGUGAUAUACACAGAAGUCUGGACAAAAAAGAAAAGCAAACCUGCAGAUGUGCACUUUGGCGGCUGCCUUGGCCAGCCAGCGGUCCCAGCUACUCUCAACACCCAGAGCCCACAAGAGAGUACCUCAGCACAUGCACCGUGCACCUUCCACCUCCACACUGGGGUCCCCAUCGGGAUGAGGUGCAGAUGUGCAGAUGCUGCAUAUGGUUUCCGUGAGGACAACCUGAGAGAACAGCUAACCUGUUGCAAAGCUGUGGCCAAGCUGGGAGCACACGCCCCUAAAAGAGCUGUCCUCUUCCAAACUCUCUCCAUGCCCUUCACCUCUGUGAUUCUGUUUGUCCAUGAUGUACGGGAGCAUAAGCUUCUGCUUCAGCCUAUUUUGUAG
Messenger RNA from Condylura cristata (star-nosed mole), 2628 nucleotides. It is a transcript of the gene FCRL5, whose product is annotated as Fc receptor-like 5. NCBI's taxonomy places the organism in Eukaryota, Metazoa, Chordata, Mammalia, Eulipotyphla, Talpidae. The coding region runs from base 1 to 2628 and encodes 875 amino acids. The transcript is spliced from 14 exons. The record is from RefSeq and is a predicted model, not a curated record.